AUGCCGAGGAAGAUCGUGACGGUCGACAUCUCGAAUUUCGAGGAGAGGAAACAAGAGAUCGCAUCUCAGCUCCUGGAGGCAUCCAAAGAUGUGGGCUUCUUCUACAUUGGAGGUCACGGAAUACCUCAAGAAGACUUUGAGAAGGCAUUGAAAGCAGGUCAGCGGUUCCUGGCACUGCCCAACGAAGUCAAGGCAAAGUGGCCGUUCAACCCCGACACCUACCUGGGGCAUCGAGGUCCAGAUGAACUCGAGACAGUGACAGGAAACCGGCUGUGGGAGUGGUGGUCUGUGGGAAGGUACGGCACCGGCGGCUACGAUUUCAAGGUCCAGAAGUUUGAUGGCGAGGAAUGGCCCGAGGUGCUGGGCAAAGAGUGGGCGCAGACAGCGCUGGACUUCCAGGAGAAGGUGCACAAAGUGGCAGUCACCAUCCUCAAGGCGCUCUUCAUCGCCCUGGGCCGCGAUGAGAUCAUCAUCGACGAUGCUUUCGACAUCACCUCAGAGGAGAACCCCAGCUUUGUGGCCUGGAACUACUAUCCGCCGGUGACUGAGGAGCAGGAGGCGGCCGCCACCGGCAAGCUGCCCCCUCGGCUGCAUGCGCACGCUGACAUGGACGUGCUAACCAUCCUCUACCAGCGCGAAGGCGACAUUGGGUUGGAAAUAGCGCCUGGCAACGAGAUCGAGGACCUGUCCCUCAUUGAGGACAUCGGCAACAUCUGGAACCAUGUGCCUGUUGCCCGCGAAUGGACUCCCCUGGACCCCAAGCCGGGCCUUCUGACGGUGAACAUUGGGGACGGGCUCACUCGCUGGACGGACGGGCUACUCAAGUCCACCUACCACCGCGUUCGCGCCCCCAAGGAGGGGGACCCCAAGGGUGCGCGGUACUCGAUCCCCUACUUUGUCAACCCCAAGCUGAAUUACGUCAUCCAGGGUCCUGAGAAGCGCUUCACCCCAGUCACCGGCUUUGACCUGCUCUCGAAGACCGGCAACGCCUACGUGGCACGCAAGAACGAUCCUGAGAAGACCUGGCAGAAGAAGGCCUACACCGACGAGGGUGCAGACCUGUCAAUUGCAGCAAGCCCUGUCACAGCCGUGGAGGCCUGA
Molecule: messenger RNA, 1101 nt
Organism: Coccomyxa subellipsoidea C-169
Lineage: Eukaryota; Viridiplantae; Chlorophyta; Trebouxiophyceae; Coccomyxaceae
Product: Clavaminate synthase-like protein
Exons: 10
Coding region: 1-1101 (366 amino acids)
Molecular function (GO): dioxygenase activity
Source: RefSeq, a predicted model, not a curated record